AUGGCGCCCCUCGCCUCGGCAGAGACGUCCAACGAGGUCGACGGCGACAACCUUGCCGUCGCCGUCGUCGGCCCAGAUGCAGCUGCGGCGGAAGGGGAGCACGCGGCCCGCAAUCCUCGGCUCGAGACCUUGCUCUGCGAGGACGCCGAUCUCCGGCUCUGGCUCGAGCACACUCACUACUUCGACAUCGCCUACCGCGAACGCGUCCUCGACAGUUACAGGAAGCUCAAGGCCGUCGAGGAGGAACGUCAGCGGCUGCUGCAGGAGCUCCGCGCCAUCGGUGGCCCUGCCACCUUCUACAGUCCUACUACCGGCCCUGUUCAUCAGGCGCCCAUCCACAACCAGCUUCACGAAGUCCAAGCCAAGGUCGCCUCGAGAUCGCUGACGCAUCUUCGGUCGACCUCGAGCAAGGAGGAAGCCAUUCAGCCGUCAGCCACUUCAACCCCUACCUUGGCCUCUUCCUCCGUCACUCACCCGGACGGAGCCUUGACGCCGCCGCCGACAACGCUGCUGCAACCGCUGCCGCCGCCGCCGCCGUCACCGCCGUCGCCACCCUCGUCGCCGCCGCUGUCGCCGCCGACGUCGUCGCCCUCGCCGACUGCCUGGGCGCCCGCCAGGCGUGAAACUGGUGGCGGGCGUCCAGAUUUUCCCGUGAAAACCCAGCUGGAGUCGCGAUACUUCCUCUUCAAGUGCUCCAACACUCUCAACGUGUAUAUGUCCCAGCGAGAUGGCCUCUGGGUCACUCAGGCCAAGAACGAGCGACUUCUGACCGAGGCCUUCCACGAGUGUCGAAGCGUCAUCCUGUUCUUCUCCAUCAACAAGUCCCGCAGCUUUCAAGGCUACGCCCGCAUGGUGUCCCUCCCCGACGCUACCAUCGCCAAGAAGGAGUGGAUUCGCAAUAUCAACCUGACCUCCGUCACGGCCCCUUUCCGCGUCGAGUGGAUCAACAUGACCGAGACGCCCUUCGAUAACCUAGGCGACCUGAGGAACUCCUACAACGAGUACCGCUCCGUUAUUGUAGGCCGCGACGGGCAGGAGUACCCCCCCGAAUGCGGCCGGCAGAUGGUAAAAAUCUUUGACGAGUCCUCGCAGCAGGGCCAACUCGCCGACGCUGGCCGUGGAACUAGUCCUUACGUUGGGCUGGGCAAGCCGAGGGCCCCCUUCAACGCCCUGCGUGCGAACGGCGCGCGCAAGCCGUUCGAUUCCACCUUUGGUCGCCAUCGCGCCGAAUUCCCCAACGAGGAAGAACGGCCGUACGCGAUGCGAUCCUGGCGCACUGUGGAGAUGGUGCCAUCCCACCCUGAGCCCAAGUACGCUAUUUACAACCGCCGGAGAGAUUCCUCUUCGCCCUCAAUCGUUUCCGAAUCGUUUCCGCCUGCCACCGUCGACAACCUAAUCGACUUGGUUGGAGAGUAG
Messenger RNA from Drechmeria coniospora, 1416 nucleotides. RefSeq lists its product as uncharacterized. Bases 1 to 1416 code for a protein of 471 amino acids. Gene Ontology annotation, cellular component: nucleoplasm. Gene Ontology annotation, biological process: mRNA splicing, via spliceosome; regulation of mRNA splicing, via spliceosome. The record is from RefSeq and is a predicted model, not a curated record. The transcript is spliced from 3 exons. Gene Ontology annotation, molecular function: mRNA binding; N6-methyladenosine-containing RNA reader activity. NCBI's taxonomy places the organism in Eukaryota, Fungi, Ascomycota, Sordariomycetes, Hypocreales, Ophiocordycipitaceae.